CACCAGUCAACGAUGCCUGAUCAGCUCAGCAAACCAACGACACCCAGGAACCACCAGCGCCACAACUCGUAACUGCAACACGCCGUACUCCAAGAAGACGCCAAGCAAACCUCAAACCAAAAUCACCAGGGAGAUUGAGAUGACACCAACCAGGAAGAUGGCAAACAACGCUGAAACCGCAACGCCCCUUCAAGAUGAUGACCGUCCAAUAACGAAACGAGAUCUGAGGGAAAUGGAAGCGAGAUUAGUAGAAAAACUGGAGGCUUCCCUGCAGAAUGUGAUGGUUCCCAAGAUUGAAAUGCAGAAGAACACUCACAUCCUUGUUGGUGUUACUGGAAGUGUGGCUGCUUUAAAGUUGCCUAUUCUUGUAUCAGAGCUUCUAAAGAUACCCGGGGUGGAAGUGCGGGUGGUGACUACCGAGAAUGCAAAACACUUCUAUAACCCUCAGGAGAUCCCUGUGACCCUCUACAGUGAUUCUGAUGAAUGGCAGCUGUGGAAAAAGCGUGAGGAUCCUGUGCUACAUAUUGACCUGAGGCGCUGGGCUGACCUUUUGCUGGUGGCUCCUCUGGAUGCAAACACCCUGGCCAAAAUGGCCAAUGGCCUCUGCGACAACUUACUGACAUGCGUCAUCCGUGCCUGGGAUCUGAGCAAGCCGCUUCUCUUCUGUCCCGCCAUGAACACCGCCAUGUGGGAGCACCCCAUCACUGCUCAGCAGGUGGAGCAGCUCAAGAGCUUCGGCUACGUGGAGAUCCCUUGCAUCGUGAAGAAACUCGUCUGUGGAGACGAAGGUCGUGGCGCCAUGGCAGAAGUGCCAACCAUUGUGGCGAAAGUAAAGGCGAUCCUGUCGGAGCGGGGCCUGUCGGCACACAGCUGAUCCCCAGGAACAGACACCAUUUCUUUCUCCUCCUGGGACUAUGAAGGUAGAAAGCAGGGAGGGAAAGUGAAGACCACAAAAACUGGAUCCAGUCCUUACUGGCAGCUCUGUCUCUGCAUUGGUUGGAGAUCUCCUGCACUUGAGCUUGAGAGUUUUGAUGGGGAUGUGUGUGGAUCCUCUGUG
Lacerta agilis (Sand lizard) is the source of this 1057-nucleotide messenger RNA. It is a transcript of the gene PPCDC, whose product is annotated as phosphopantothenoylcysteine decarboxylase. NCBI's taxonomy places the organism in Eukaryota, Metazoa, Chordata, Lepidosauria, Squamata, Lacertidae. Gene Ontology annotation, biological process: coenzyme A biosynthetic process. The transcript is spliced from 6 exons. Bases 140 to 874 code for a protein of 244 amino acids. Gene Ontology annotation, cellular component: phosphopantothenoylcysteine decarboxylase complex. Gene Ontology annotation, molecular function: FMN binding; phosphopantothenoylcysteine decarboxylase activity. The record is from RefSeq and is a predicted model, not a curated record.